GGAGAACUGAAUGGGCGUGUCGGAAAGAUGUGUCACUCAACCCCUGAAUUGUUUCUAUGUUGUUCCUGUUCAAGCAGUGCAGCGGGUGGACGUUUGAACGAUGUGUCCCCGCAGUACAAAUUACUUCACAGACUAUAACUGCAACACUUUUAGCUGAUGCCCUUGAUCUUCAAUGACAAUCAUCUACAAAUAUCUAUUUAUAAUAUAUAAAUAUCGGGAGACGGAAUUUGGACACAUUCCUGUGUCAUAGAGGACGUAUACGAUGGAUGAUCUAUGGGCUAUAACCCUGUGGGGGCUGAAGACUUGGUUGUACCUACUCCUGGCAUCAAUCAUGGUGCCUGCCAUGUUUGGCUUCUCUCUGGGCGUCUCAGAGACCUACAUGACCAUCCUGGUGAAGACACUGGAGUGGGCCACUUUGAAGAUGCGCAAAAACACAGAGGACCAUGCCCUCAAAGUUUCUAGAUCUAGCAGUCUGAUCCAGAGGGGGAACGACUCUAUGGAGAAAGAGUUUGAGGAGCUCAGACGCAGUCGCCCAAAACAACCGCUAGGUGGCGACUUCACAUUUAGCGACUCUUUCUAUUUCACCCGUCAAGGCAUUGAAAGCAUUGUAGAAGAUGAGGUGACCCAGCGGUUCUCCUCGGAGGAGUUGGUGUCAUGGAACCUGUUGACCCGCACCAACAACGAUUUCCACUAUAUAAGCCUGAAACUGACUCUGGUGUACGGCUUGGGCGUCCUUAUCAGAUACUGCAUCCUCGCCCCGCUCAGAAUUACCCUGGCUACUAUCGGUCUCUCCUGGCUCGUCAUAGGAACAUCUGCGGUCGGGCUUCUACCAAACGGAAGGAUUAAGACCUGGCUGAGCGAGUGGGUUCAUUUGAUGUGCUACAGGAUCUGUGCCCGGGGUCUUUCUGCAGCUAUUCAGUAUCACAACAAAGAAAACCGACCCCGGAAGGGAGGGAUCUGUGUGGCCAAUCACACUUCUCCCAUUGAUAUUGUGAUCCUCUGUAAUGACGGAUGCUACGCCAUGGUGGGCCAGAUCCACGGGGGCCUGAUGGGAGUGCUCCAGAGAGCCAUGGUGCGAUCCUGUCCUCAUGUCUGGUUCGAAAGGGCUGAGAUGAAAGAUCGACACCUAGUGACCAAGAGGUUGACUGACCACGUUAACGACAAGACAAAACUUCCCAUACUGAUUUUCCCAGAGGGCACUUGCGUCAACAACACCUCUGUGAUGAUGUUCAAAAAGGGAAGCUUUGAGAUUGGAGGAACGAUAUACCCAGUCGCCAUUAAGUAUGACCUGAAGUUUGGCGACGCCUUCUGGAACAGUUCAAAGUACAACAUGGUCAGUUACCUGCUCAGGAUGAUGACCAGUUGGGCGCUGGUCUGUGAUGUCUGGUACCUGCCACCCAUGCAUCAACAGGAGAACGAAGACGCGGUCCGGUUUGCCAACAGAGUUAAAUCAGCCAUUGCUCACCAGGGUGGACUAUUAGAUCUGCAAUGGGAUGGUGGCCUGAAGAGGGCAAAGGUCAAGGAAUCGUUCAAGGAGGAGCAGCAGAAGCAGUACAGCAGUAUGAUGGUUGGAGACGACAGCAGCAACAGUGACUAAAGGGGUCAAAGUGCAGUGGGUCGCUAACAGACUUGUCCUCAGCGAGUGAUGGCUGAUGGCUGUUUGAUUGGACUGGACGUUGAAUACCACUGACUGAAUGUGUCCUCAAGAGUCGCAGGACCGGAAUGGAUUACUUUUGACUGGUAAAGGAACGACAACAACAAGCAUGGGUAUCUUUUAAAUGGAGUAAGGAAGAACAUAAACGGACCGAACAAACUAAAUGGAUUCACCUUUGUGAUGCCAUUUUACCUUUGAUGCCCAACUGGGAAACAUUAUGAAACAAUCUUGUUUUUUUAGAAUGAAUUUAAGAUCUUUUCUAAUAUUUCUCCAAUGCGUCCCACCAUAUUUCUCUUUCCCAAUCUGUUUGUCUCUCUAUUUAUCCCUUUAUCUCUCAUCUAGUGGCGGAAAGCCAAGAUACAUUUUCACUGCCAAACUGUUUCACAAGGUUAUAAGACAUCGUCAUUUACAAUGUAAGAAACAGCUUUUUACAUGCAGAAAUCUCUUCCCUUGACAUCAGAAAUGUUCUAGAUAUGAUUACAUGUCUGAGCCAUGGCUAUUCAGCCACAAGGGAAAAGAUCAGAUCUGAGCAAGAAAGGAAUGCAGCCUGAGCAUAUAUAGCCUAGAGAGGGAGGUGAAGCUGUUUUACACUUUUUUCUCGUUCGUAUCACUCAGACUGUAGUAAAUAAUUUGCUUCUAAAACAGUUAAAAAUGGCAGGGAGACAUUUUUUAUUAUUAAGGAAAACCUCACCAGUCAUUAAACAAUUACCCAUCUUCCAGUCCAAAGGUGAAAGGUCACAAAAAUGCAACAGGGAGGUGUUGGCAAAUGAAAUAAUACAUCAUGGUGUCAGGCAUUGCAGACGAACAAAGUCAGUAGAUGAUGGGUGGUCUUUAUAGCAGGGUGCAUGUUUUGGACUUCCUUAAACUCUUGUCACUUGGCGGUUUCUCUUCCGAUUCAUCGUCGCUGCAUUGAGACUUCUCUGUGAUCCCUUUUUUUAAAAUGUAAAAAAAAACAUUCAGUACCUUCCCGAGUCAUUUAGCUUGAUCUAUUAAUUCAAUGUUUCUCACCAUCAUCCUCGGCAUUGUGUUGAGGACUGGCAUCCUGGGAUGAAAUCAGACAAUGUGGGGUUUAAUAAAUAACCGACACCAACUCUACAGUUGAUGGUGUUGGGGUGUUUCCAAAAUGUCAGUGAAAAGUGUGGAUAUGUAAUAAGACUGAGUCAAUUGUGUGUUUUUGUAAAACGGAUAUACCACUUACCCCUGUGCCGUCGCUUCCCUGCCUUAGUCUCUGUGUAGAUUCCAGAUACCUUCCCAAAGGGAGAAACCAAUAGUUUACAUUUCGGAAGAGCAACGUUGUGUUUUUGUAAUCGACAAACCGGAAGCAUGGAAGGCGGCCCUAAAACAAUGAAGAUGCACAAACAGUCCACUUAUAGCAUUCAAGCAUUGAUUUCUGCAUGACUGGAUUGUCCUGUGCAGGGCAGCCAAGAGAAACACGGCCAAAUGAAACAUUUAUGAGGCUAACGAAUGCCUAAUGUCAUUAUCUUAAGCUGCACUGUUCGGACGACACACAGGUUGCUAUUGAUACAGGCACCCUGUGUCAACAGGGCCUUGAUUGCUAAGCAAUGGUUGACUGUUACUUUUCAAAUGACCCCUAAACAGAAGGCCUUAAAAAUACACCACUUUGAUAAGACGGUACGUACUUAACGGCCUGUAAUUCAAAGUGUAGAUGUUCUUCCCAAUGUAGCUCAUUGUUUUCAAUUUCUCAUUCUAAACUCCGAUUGUAAGAGUAUUUCCUUCAUUACAAUUUGUUGGGUAGGCAAUAAGCUAAGAUACAAAUGUAUUAAUCCCGAAGAAAUUCUUGUGCCAGAGUUUGCACAAAAUAAUGCCUACUUGAGAUAUCCCAGGUCAGGUUAAAUGUUUCAUGCAUUGUGGAAUGAUAUAUUUUAAGUACCUUUCAGUACGUCGCUUGCAGCAUUAAAAUUAUUGAAAAGGGUUGUGCUCACCGUUUUAGGUAGGAGUCGUGGCUCCUGUUGUACCGUUUGGUCUCCUUCGUCCCCCCGUCGGGUGACCAGGCUAUAGCUGUGUCUAUUCCUGGGGCCACUCGGCCCGUUGCUCCAGAGGAAAUGGGCAUGGUUGUGACAAGACCUACAUGUCACCCUCAAAAAAGUACUUUUUGUAAAAGUACUGAUGUUUGGCUCUUGGUUAACGGAACAGCUCAAGAGUCAAUGCUUAAAGCCCAUCGGUGUUGCUGUCUGUGUCUUUGUGA
Gadus chalcogrammus (walleye pollock) is the source of this 3860-nucleotide messenger RNA. RefSeq names its product 1-acylglycerol-3-phosphate O-acyltransferase 9, like (gene agpat9l). NCBI's taxonomy places the organism in Eukaryota, Metazoa, Chordata, Actinopteri, Gadiformes, Gadidae. The transcript has 14 exons. Gene Ontology annotation, molecular function: glycerol-3-phosphate O-acyltransferase activity. Bases 263 to 1597 code for a protein of 444 amino acids. The record is from RefSeq and is a predicted model, not a curated record. Gene Ontology annotation, biological process: triglyceride biosynthetic process. Gene Ontology annotation, cellular component: endoplasmic reticulum.